GGAGGGCAGCAGGGGCAGUCGCAGAGAGGAAAGGGCCACUUCCGGGUUUCCUCCUCCUCCUCCUCCUCCUCCAGGGGAUUUGAUUGUUGGUUGUGAAUUUGGGAGUAGAACCUGUUCAGUUGAGAGAAGAGGGAAGAAAAGCAUCUUGGAUACGGUUCGGUUCUUCAUCAAAGAGUGGUUCCAACAUGGAGAGACCCAACUCACCUGGACCUGAAGCUGGACUUUGGAGCAGUGGGGAAUCCUGGGAAAGAACUAUGCAUAAGUUCCAGAAUGUGGACUUUUAUAGAUCAGGCCUACAGCGCCAGAGCCCAUUGAGGGAUUUCUUUCCCUUGAAAGAAAAGGGAAGACAAGCAUCUUGGAUACAGUUUGGUUCUUCACCAAACAGUGGUUCCAACAUGGAGAGACCCAACUUACCUGAUACCAAAACAGGCAGGGCCCCCAGGAGCAGUGGGAAAUCCUGGGAAAGAACUACGCAGACGUUCCUGUAUGCAGACACACAGCGCCAGCGCUUCAGGCAUUCCUCCUUCCGAGAGGGCGAGGGACCCAGAGUGGUUUGCAGCCGCCUCCACUCUCUCUGCCGCCAGUGGCUGAAGCCAGAGCAACACACCAAGGCGGAGAUGCUGGACCUGGUGAUCCUGGAGCAGUUCCUGAGCAUCCUGCCCCCAGAGAUGGGGAGCUGGGUCCGAGAGUGUGGGGCAGAGACCUCUUCCCAGGCGGUGGCCCUGGCGGAAGGCUUCCUCCUGAGUCGGGAAGAAGACGAGAAGCAGGAAGGACAGAAUUUACCACUCUGCAUUGAAGUCCCGCCUGAUGUCUCUGAAUCAGAGAAGUCUCAAGGAGGCCCCACCCAGAGUCUCCUACAGGAGGAAUUCAAGCAGGAAGGAGAUGGGUUUGCAGCCUUGGAGGGGGCUGGAAUGAUGUUGAUGCCGAAUCCUCUGUUGUUUUUUCCCCUUUGUGACGGAGUGGAACUGAAUCAGAGCCCAAUCGCCUUUGAGGAGGUGGCUGUCCAUUUCUCCCUGGAAGAGUGGGCUCUCCUGAAUCCUGAUGAGAUAGCCUUGCAUGUGCAGACCAUGGAGGAAAUUCGUGGGAUGGUGGACUCUCUUGCAGAUAACUGGAAGAAUAGCAAUGUAUUCAGCAAACAGGAGAAGCACUUGGGACACAAUAGCGGCUUUCCUAGAUACCAGCAAACCCACAGAGAAGAUGGAGAUUCUACCAGAGAAAUGCUCUACGAAUGCAAUGUAUGUGGACAGUGUUUCACUCAAAAUAUGGCACUUGUGCUUCACAUGACACUCCAUGCUGGGGAAAACCAUCUUAAAUGGAAAGAAUCUGCAAACUGUGUUGCUGAUUACAAAUUUCCACAUCUGAACCAAGAAGAAAUAUUUGAAGGAACUGAAGAUUUUAUAAGCCAGGGGUUUGGGAAAUCUUUCAUCCACAAUUCACACUUGGUGAAACAUGAGAGCUUUUACACAAGACAGGAACCAUACAGAUUCCAGGAGUAUGGGGAAUUUUUAACUCAGAAUACACACCUUAUAGAUCACUGGAGAUCCUACACAGGAGAGAAGACAUGCCAAUGUCAGGACUGUGGGAAAUGUUUUGCUUACAUUUCAGACUUGGUGAGGCACCAAAGACUCCACACAGGAGAAAAGCCAUACCAGUGCCAGGAGUGUGGGAAAUGUUUUGGUGACAAUUCAGACUUGGUGAGGCACAAGAGACUCCACACAGGAGAAAAGCCAUACCAAUGCCAGGAGUGUGGGAAAUGUUUUGCUUACAGUUCAGUUUUAGUGAGGCACAAAAGAAUCCACACAGGAGAGAAUCCAUACCAAUGUCAGGAGUGUGGGAAAUGUUUUGCUUGUAGUUCAAACUUGGUGAGGCACAAGAGACUCCACACAGGAGAGAAGCCAUACCAAUGCCUGGUAUGUGGGAAAUGUUUUGCUUCCAGUUCACACUUGGUGAGCCACAAAAGACUCCACACAGGAGAGAAGCCAUUCCAAUGCCAGGAGUGUGGGAAAUGUUUUGCUGAUGCAUCAGCCCUGGUGGGCCACAAAAGACUCCACACAGGAGAGAAGCCAUAUCAAUGYCAGGAGUGUGGGAAGUGUUUUGCUGAUGGUUCAGCCUUGGUGAGGCACAAAAGACUCCACACAGGAGAGAAACCAUACCAAUGCCAGGAGUGUGGGAAAUGUUUUGCUUGCAGUUCAGACUUGGUGAGGCACAGAAGAAUCCACACAGGAGAGAAGCCCUACCAAUGCCAAGAGUGUGGGAAAUGUUUUGCUCGCAGUUCAGACUUGGUGAAGCACAAACACCUCCACACAGGAGAGAAUCCAUACAUAUUCUAGGAAUGUGGGAAAUGUUUUGUUCAGAGUUCAUAUCUAAGGAACCACUAGAGAGUUUGCACAGGAGAAAAACCAUACAGAUGCACAGAUUGUGGGAAAUAUUUUCCUCAGCCUUCAUCCCUUAACAAGCACCAGAGAAAAUACACAGGCUAAAAUAUACAAAUGGCAGUCAUGUGGGAAAUAUUUUGUUUGGGGUUCGUACCUUUUGAACUAUCACAGACUACAUACAGGAGAGACAUAAUCCAAAGA
Messenger RNA from Anolis sagrei ordinatus, 2576 nucleotides. The record is from RefSeq and is a predicted model, not a curated record. NCBI's taxonomy places the organism in Eukaryota, Metazoa, Chordata, Lepidosauria, Squamata, Anolidae.